CCGGUGCUACUUCCACUCAUCAAUUCCAGCCAUCCCGAGGUGCUCGUGUUCAAUGUCAACGACAUCAGGACGUUGCGGGAGCACGGAGUGUUGGGAGUGCUCAUCGGCACUUUGGCCCAGUAUCCCCAGCAGAACUUCUAUCUAUCAGUACCAUUGAGACUCCAGAUUUGGGAGGUGCUCUGGUUGCUCGAUCGGGGGUUGGCCCGUUUGGUCGACUACGUCAAGUACAGACAGUUUCUGAAAGAUACACUUUCCCAAGAUGCACUUUCCCAAGAUGCACUUUCCCCACAGAAUACACCUUCCCACGAUACACUCUCGUCUACCAAUUCCCUUUCCCCCUUCGAGGUGUCCUCCCACGACUACCUCAACCGCCUCCCAGUCACCCCCGCCUUCGUGUCAAAUUACCUCUCCUUCAAGUUCCUCAAAGAAAUGGGCUACUUCAUCAGUCCAGGCUUGAAGUUUGGAGGCGAUUUGGUGAUCUACCCUGGCGACCCGUUAAAGUUCCAUUCGUACUCCAUCGUCAAGUUCGGCCACAUCAACGUCAAUGAUUUGGUGGUAGGAGGAAGAUUGGCCACGGGAGUCAAGAAAAACUAUGUGAUAAUGGACGAUAUGGAACAGCCAGAAGCUACGGAGAGUGAAAUAUUUAGUGAACCCAAGAAGCUCGCUUUCUCGGUGGAAUGGGCUGGUUUUGGCUAA
Molecule: messenger RNA, 696 nt
Organism: Suhomyces tanzawaensis NRRL Y-17324
Lineage: Eukaryota; Fungi; Ascomycota; Pichiomycetes; Serinales; Debaryomycetaceae
Product: tRNA splicing endonuclease subunit
Exons: 2
Biological process (GO): tRNA splicing, via endonucleolytic cleavage and ligation; tRNA-type intron splice site recognition and cleavage
Cellular component (GO): tRNA-intron endonuclease complex
Molecular function (GO): tRNA-intron lyase activity; nucleic acid binding
Source: RefSeq, a predicted model, not a curated record